Molecule: messenger RNA, 1855 nt
Organism: Cajanus cajan (pigeon pea)
Lineage: Eukaryota; Viridiplantae; Streptophyta; Magnoliopsida; Fabales; Fabaceae
Product: elongation factor 1-alpha
Biological process (GO): translational elongation
Molecular function (GO): GTPase activity; GTP binding; translation elongation factor activity
Source: RefSeq, a predicted model, not a curated record
UGGCAGUAUAGGAAGGGUAGUUUCGUCAACACAAAUAAACGAGUUGCAGUAUAUAAACCCUCUAACCCCACAUAGUCAAGCACUUUUCUCAGCUACACUGCUUCUCUUCUCGCGGCUAGGGUUUUAGCGCAGCUUCUUUCUCAAAGAUCUUUCUAGCUUUCAAGUUUGAGGCAUAAUGGGUAAGGAAAAGGUUCACAUUAACAUUGUGGUCAUUGGCCAUGUCGACUCUGGGAAGUCAACCACCACCGGUCACCUCAUCUACAAGCUUGGAGGUAUUGACAAGCGUGUUAUUGAGAGAUUUGAGAAGGAAGCUGCUGAGAUGAACAAGAGGUCCUUCAAGUACGCGUGGGUGCUUGACAAGCUCAAGGCUGAGCGUGAAAGAGGAAUCACCAUUGAUAUUGCCCUGUGGAAAUUUGAGACCACCAAGUACUACUGCACGGUCAUUGAUGCCCCUGGACACAGGGAUUUCAUUAAGAACAUGAUUACUGGUACAUCCCAAGCUGAUUGUGCUGUUCUUAUUAUUGAUUCCACCACUGGUGGUUUUGAGGCCGGUAUUUCCAAGGAUGGACAGACUCGUGAGCACGCUCUUCUUGCUUUCACUCUUGGUGUGAAGCAGAUGAUUUGCUGCUGUAACAAGAUGGAUGCUACCACACCUAAGUAUUCUAAGGCAAGGUAUGAUGAAAUUGUUAAGGAAGUUUCCUCCUACUUGAAGAAGGUCGGAUACAACCCUGACAAGAUUCCUUUUGUUCCCAUCUCUGGUUUUGAGGGAGAUAACAUGAUUGAGAGGUCUACAAACCUUGACUGGUACAAGGGACCAACCCUUCUGGAGGCCCUUGAUCAGAUCAACGAGCCCAAGAGGCCAUCAGACAAGCCCCUCCGCUUACCCCUUCAGGAUGUCUACAAGAUUGGAGGAAUUGGAACUGUGCCUGUUGGACGAGUUGAAACUGGUACUUUGAAACCUGGAAUGGUGGUUACUUUUGGACCAACCGGGCUGACAACUGAAGUUAAGUCUGUGGAGAUGCACCAUGAAGCACUCACUGAGGCCCUUCCCGGUGACAAUGUGGGGUUCAAUGUUAAGAAUGUUGCUGUCAAGGAUCUCAAGCGUGGUUUUGUUGCCUCAAACUCAAAAGAUGACCCUGCCAAGGAGGCAGCUAACUUUACCUCCCAAGUUAUCAUCAUGAAUCACCCUGGACAGAUUGGAAAUGGCUAUGCACCUGUUCUUGAUUGCCACACCUCCCACAUUGCUGUCAAGUUUGCCGAACUUGUGACCAAGAUUGACAGGCGUUCUGGUAAAGAGCUUGAGAAGGAGCCCAAGUUCCUGAAGAAUGGAGAUGCUGGUUAUGUGAAGAUGAUUCCCACCAAGCCUAUGGUGGUUGAAACCUUCUCUGAGUAUCCUCCACUUGGUCGUUUUGCUGUGAGAGACAUGCGUCAGACUGUGGCUGUGGGAGUCAUCAAGAACGUGGAGAAGAAGGACCCAACUGGAGCUAAGGUCACCAAGGCUGCACAGAAGAAGAAGUGAAUCGUGCAGGAUGGUUUAUCAAGGAAAAACUUAUAUGUCUACAAUAAAUGGUUUCUUGUUCGUAGUAAUACAUUUUUUCGUGGAGGGAACUUGUUUAUCGGUUUUUGUGUCAGGUUUGCUCCGUCAUCUCGGAACUUUUGUUCCCAGAACUGGGUUCUUGAUCGACGGUGGCAACGCCAUUUAUUUUUGUUUUUAUGCUUUAUCUAUUUUAUAAUGUGUUUUCUGUGAGAACUGUUACAUUUUUGUAAGCUGCAGUGAGUUUUAUGAUUGUUCCUAUGCUGCAGGUAUUGUUUUUGAAUGUUAAAUCUAUAUUGUGCUCUUAUCUCUUAUUUUAAA